Molecule: messenger RNA, 3157 nt
Organism: Gracilinanus agilis (Agile Gracile Mouse Opossum)
Lineage: Eukaryota; Metazoa; Chordata; Mammalia; Didelphimorphia; Didelphidae
Product: zinc finger protein 420-like
Exons: 1
Coding region: 57-1844 (595 amino acids)
Biological process (GO): regulation of transcription by RNA polymerase II
Molecular function (GO): DNA-binding transcription factor activity; RNA polymerase II cis-regulatory region sequence-specific DNA binding
Source: RefSeq, a predicted model, not a curated record
UUGAUGGAAUUGCAGAGAAAUUCAGACAAUAUUCAAUCCGAAAUCGAUAUAAGAAAAUGACCUCUGGAAAUGACUAUCAUCAAAAUAACAAAUAUAACAAAUACUUCUCUGAAAAAGCAGAACUCCCUCAGUCCCGUGGGAAAGCUCCUGAAAUACCCAUUUAUCAAGAGAAUCUAGAAGAAAUGGCCUUCACUUGUAGUUCCAACCGCAUUAGACAUCCAAAAAGUAAUCCUAGAGAGAAGCUUUCUGUGUGUAGUAAAGUUGGGAAGGCCUUCAGUCAGAACUCUGAACAUGCUCAAGGUCAGAGAAUCCACACUGGAGAGAAACUUUAUGAAUGUAAAGAAUGUAGAAAGACUUUCACCCGGAGGAAAGGUCUUGUUGAACAUCAAAGAAUCCACACAGGAGAGAAACCUUAUGAAUGUAAAGAAUGUGGAAAGGCUUUUACAGUGAGGAGCCAUCUUGCUGUACAUCAAAGAAUCCACACUGGAGAGAAACCUUAUGAAUGUAAACAAUGUGGAAAGGCUUUCACACAGAUGAGCUGUCUUGCUGCACAUCGGAGAAGGCAUACUGGAGAGAAACCUUUUGACUGUAAAGAAUGUGGAAAAGCUUUCACAACUAGCAACAGUCUUGCUGUACAUCAGAGAAUCCAUACUGGAGAGAAACCUUAUGAUUGUAAACAGUGUGGAAAGACUUUUACAGUGAGGAGCCAUCUUACUGUACAUCAAAGAAUCCACACUGGAGAGAAACCUUAUGAAUGUAAAGAAUGUGGAAAGGCUUUCACCAGCUGGAACAUUCUUGCUGUACAUCAGAGAUUCCACACUGGAGAGAAACCUUUUGAAUGUAAAGAAUGUGGAAAGGCUUUCAGACGGAGAGACUCUCUUGCUAUACAUCAGAAAAUCCACACUGGAGAGAAACCUUUUGAAUGUAAAGAAUGUGGAAAGGCUUUCACACAGAAGGGCUGUCUUGCUGCACAUCGGAGAUUCCACACUGGAGAGAAACCUUUUGAAUGUAAAGAAUGUGGAAAGGCUUUCACACAGACCUCUGGUCUUGCUGUACAUCGGAGAAUCCACACUGGAGAGAAACCUUAUGACUGUAAAGAAUGUGGAAAGGCUUUCACAACUAGCUGCAGUCUUGCUGUACAUCAGAGAUUCCACACUGGAGAGAAACCUUUUGAAUGUAAAGAAUGUGGAAAGGCUUUCACACGAAGAGACUCUCUUGCUGUACAUCAGAGAAUCCACACUGGAGAGAAACCUUAUGACUGUAAGGAAUGUGGAAAGACUUUCACAACUAGCAGCAGUCUUGCUAUGCAUCAGAGAAUCCACACUGGAGAGAAAGCAUUUAAAUGUAAACAGUGUGGAAAGGCUUUCACACAGAGUAAUGGUCUUGCUGAUCAUCAAAGAAUCCACACUGGAGAGAAACCUUAUGAAUGUAAACAAUGUGGAAAGACUUUUACAGUGAGGGGCCAUCUUACUGUACAUCAAAGAGUUCACACUGGAGAGAAACCUUAUGAAUGUAAACAGUGUGGAAAGACCUUCACAAGGAGCUCUAGUCUUAUUGACCAUCAUAGAAUCCACACUGGAGAGAAGCCAUUUACAUGUAAACAGUGUGGAAAGGCUUUCACAACUAACUCUAAUCUUACUGAACAUAAUAGAAUCCACACUGGAGAGAAACCUUAUGAAUGUAAACAAUGUGGAAAAGCUUUCACAGAGAAUCGCAAGCUUGUUGCACAUCAGAGAACCCACACUGGAGAGAAACCUUUCAAAUGUAAACAGUGUGGAAAGGCUUUCACAUGGAGGGGCUCUCUUGCUGCACAUAAGAAAAUCCACACUGGAGUAAAACUAUAAAUGUAAUCAGUUUGGAAAUGCUUUCAAAUAUAACUCCACACCUGCUAAAUGUCACACUGGAGAAAAACCUCAUGACGGUCAUGUAUGAAUCUGAGCUUUUAGUUUUUACUUGUAGCUUAUUUAACAUGGUAAAGUUUUCUUAAUCGCUAGUCCUUAUUUUAACUGGUGUUGCUAUUUAAGUAAGCCUACAUCUGUCAAAGAUCUAGCCCAUAGACCAUUUGGAAUUUCAUCUAGGAUUGGAUAAAUUGUACCCAUUUCUGCUUCUGCCUUCUGAGAGUAUUUUAGACCCCCAGAAAGGAGGUAUGCAAAAGGGUGCAUGUACAUUAUGAAAGUGCUCUCGGGAUAGCUGAUGAAAACUUUGAGUCUAAAAUGACACCAAGAAUCUAGAUCAUUCUGGUGGAAGGGUAGAGUAAGGUAAAGUUACAAAUAUAAAAAACAUCCAGAAACCAUUAGGCUCCAUGGGAAAUGCUCCCUCUCUGGAGCCAUCCAGAGGUACCACACCCCCUAGGAAAAACUCUUAUAGAAAUAUAGCACUUUAGUUAACUAAGGCACACUGAGUGGCAAAGGAGAUUCCAGAACCUUGAGAGGAGAGUCAGUGACAGUGGACCUGACACUGAAAGCCUCAAGUCUGAAGGUCUAAUGGUGGGAUUUGGUGAGACAGACAACCCCUGAAGCUGUUUCCCAGUGGAUUUUGAAUUAAGUACCAUCUUCAGUCAAGCAUCCCAGUGAAGGAGCAAGGUAGAGAAGUUGGUUUUGGCUUUGUGGUGGACACAAAGACCAUCCCUUCUCCCUCUCCUGACUUUGGAUUAUUUUGCUGUAUUUCAAGUUUCCUAUGAUUAAUUUUGAAGAACAUCUCAUUGGAGUUUAUAUGAAAUUCCCUACUCUCAACAAGACCUUGCUAAGAAGCAGUCUGCUGUUAGAUUUAGCCAUAGUGUAGAUUUGAUCCAACCUUAUACUGUUGAGUGGAGACCCAUAGAUCUUAGAGUCAGUUUACCUAUACCCCUUUCUUACCUAUCCCAAUAAUUAUUAAAUAUCUCAGUUAUUAUAUUCUCUCCUUGUCCAGUCCUUUCCCAGAUACCUAGGUUGACAAAUAAGAACCCACUGUGAAUUCUGUUUCCCUGGUUGUUAUCCAUUUAUCUGUUACCUCAUCUAUUCCCCAGCUCAGUAUUGUCACCUGUGUUCAUUCAUUUAAUUAUUCCAGUUUCCUUAGUCAUUCUGUGUUCAUUUACUUAUUCCAGUUUCCUUAUUUCAUUCCUCUUAUUUAGUUUCCUUAAUACACUUCCCACCUCUAGGAUGAGUUUGUAAUAGCUGCA